Ramularia collo-cygni is the source of this 258-nucleotide messenger RNA. RefSeq names its product probable ribosomal protein L38. NCBI's taxonomy places the organism in Eukaryota, Fungi, Ascomycota, Dothideomycetes, Mycosphaerellales, Mycosphaerellaceae. The transcript is spliced from 3 exons. Gene Ontology annotation, molecular function: structural constituent of ribosome. Gene Ontology annotation, cellular component: cytosolic large ribosomal subunit; ribosome. Bases 1 to 258 code for a protein of 85 amino acids. Gene Ontology annotation, biological process: translation; protein-RNA complex assembly. The record is from RefSeq and is a predicted model, not a curated record.
AUGCCUCAGGAAGUCACCGACAUCAAGUCGUUCAUCGAGAUCUGCCGCCGCAAGGACGCUUCCUCGGCGCGCAUCAAGAAGUCCCGCGUCGCAAACCAGACCAAGUUCAAGGUCCGAUGCAACCGUUACCUGUACACUCUUGUCCUUAAGGAUAACGACAAGGCGGAGAAGCUUAAGCAGUCUCUCCCACCUGGUCUUUCCAUCUCCGACACCCCCAAGAAGAACGCAAAGGGCAAGCACGUGCAGAAGACGGCUUAA